Messenger RNA from Hemicordylus capensis (graceful crag lizard), 2526 nucleotides. It is a transcript of the gene KNG1, whose product is annotated as kininogen 1. Gene Ontology annotation, molecular function: cysteine-type endopeptidase inhibitor activity. The transcript is spliced from 12 exons. Gene Ontology annotation, biological process: negative regulation of endopeptidase activity; positive regulation of cytosolic calcium ion concentration; negative regulation of blood coagulation. The record is from RefSeq and is a predicted model, not a curated record. NCBI's taxonomy places the organism in Eukaryota, Metazoa, Chordata, Lepidosauria, Squamata, Cordylidae. Gene Ontology annotation, cellular component: blood microparticle; extracellular region. The coding region runs from base 100 to 1749 and encodes 549 amino acids.
AAGGAUGGGCUGUAAUUGGAGGGGCAGGAGUGCCGAUCUGCAGGAUGCUACUUGGCUAAAAUUUGUCCCAGGUUCCAGAAGGAGUUGCUUAGUCCAGUUAUGGAGCUAUUCAUUCUACUAGUCCUCGGCUUGUGCUGCCACCAUGCCAGUUCCCUCCAGGAUGAUGAAGUCGACGUAGAUUGUGAUGACCCAAACGUCUUCAGCAUUGUGGAUCAAGCAAUAAAAGCAUUCAAUGAAGGAAAAGCAACCAGCAAUGUGUUUGCUCUCAAUGUGAUCCUCAAAGCUAAGAAAAAAGUGGGUCCUAGUGAACAAUACACCGUGAACUAUUCAAUAAGGGAGACCAUUUGCCCUGCGGGUUCUAUUUCCUGGAAAAAAUGCCAGUUAAAACCAAUCUCUGAGGCAUCCACAGGCAAUUGCACAGCCCAUAUUCACAUCAGCGAGGGCUUCACCAUUAUGGAGACAUGCAUCCUAUACCCAGUUGUGAGGACAGUUAUUCCAGUCCAUGCCAGUUGCUUGGGUUGUUGGAAGCCCUUGAACACCAAAAGUUUGUCUUUGCUGCCCCUUGUGAGACAUACCAUACGGCAAUUUAACCGUGAUAGUGACCACCCCUUCCAUUUUGAAGUAGGAAAAAUAACAAGUGCCAAAAGUCAGGUGGUAGCUGGAUGGAACUAUAAUUAUAAGUAUUUGGUAAAAGAGACCAACUGCUCCAAGGAGGCAUUCCCGGAUCUGACGCCAGAAUGCAAGCCCAUUGCUGGCGGCCGUAUAGGUGAAUGUGAAGUCAUGGCCUAUGUGAACAUUUCAAACAUCCUUGUAUAUGCCAGACAGAAGUGCAAACUCCAAGAAGUUCAUCCUCCUGAUUUAUGUCUUGGUUGUGAGGUAAAAAUUUCAACUCACGAUCAAGAAAUGAUGGAGAUGCUGGAGGAGGCUCUCAAGAAGUAUAACUCGGCAAAUGAUGAUCACCUCUUAUAUACAAUUGAUGAGAUAAUAAGUGCUACAUCCCAGAUUGUGGCUGGAGUAAUCUACCGAGUAGCCUUCAAAAUCCGUGCAACAAAUUGCUCUAAAGCUGAAGUCCAGGAACUGAAUGAAAACUGUGUUGCUGUGACUAAUGCUAAACAACUGGACUGCAAGGCUUCACUUUAUGCGAUACCCUGGUUGAGUAAAUUCUAUCCCCAAGUAACAUGCAUUUACCAACAAACUACUACGAAUGCCAGAUCCAGAGGAAACCAGCUCUUGAGGAUAUCAUCCAUGCAUCAGGUGUAUAGAAGACCUCCCGGUUUUACUCCUUUCCGAAGUGCUCGUCUGGCAACCAAUCAUGAAAAUGCCGAUGGACUAGGUCAUCUCCAUGGUCACGGCCACGGCCACGACCAUGGCCACGGCCACGACCAUGGCCACCACGGCCAUGAAUAUGGACAUCAAAACCCAAAAGAUAGGCCUUCUGAGGAAUUUUCUGAAGAUUUAAAAAAUCAAGAAGAUCCCUCCCUCAGAUCAGCUACUGAAAUCACAGUGACGCCAUUAACUAUAGGCCAUCCAAUAACACACCCAACAAGAAACCCAAAUGAAGAAAUUGCUGGUACCCCUGAUCCCCUGUUACAAAAAGGUAGCACUUGGGAUUCUCUAUUUGAAUCACAGCCAGAUCUGCCAGAACCAAUUCUUUCCAAGUGCCCAGGAAAACCAUGGAAACCUGAACAAACACCCACGGCAUCUCCACCGGACUCUGAUGAAUUCCGUAUUGAAGAUGCUUUACCCUGAGCAGCUUCAUCCAGCAGAAUCUGAAGAUUUUGAGCUUUUAGGUGAUUUGCAUUAAUUCAAAACCAUUUUAUUACUUCUUCUGCGUCUCAUAAAAAAUUGCAGCAGUGGUGGUAAAAAAACCUCUUGAAACUCUGUCUCAGGCUGUGUACAAACAUAACGUUAGGAAUUGGAGCAGAUUAUUCUUCUGCAGGGUGAACCCAGGUUUCCUCUUGUUUAUGCAGUGUAAUCAACAGACAUGCAAGCCAAGAAGUCAAAUACAGUUUAGUCAGCACUCCUGCCUCUCCCCUCCAUGCUUCAGGCAGGUUGUCUAUUUAUUUAUUUUUCUUCUUUUAAUGUGCAGCAUGUACAAUUGUAAACAAAACACAUUCAAUGAUUUUUUUAAAAAAAGGAAAAAUAUUUUUUUAAAAAACAAAACAACCUAUGAAACUGCUGUAGGCAUGAAGAUAGGUUUGUGAUAACACAGGUACUAGCCAAUCAGCAACAUGCACAAGUGGCUUCUGCUGCAAAUUUACAGAGCUGGUUUUCCCUGAGCUCAGCCCUAUAGAGAAACUUGUUCAUUUGAACAGGACACAGUGAGUGUGCUCCCAGAAUGACCUCACCACUCAUAUAAUAUUAUGUUUGUAUGCAGCCUUGGUUAGGCACUAAUUUUGAAAGAGAGUCUCAAGUGUGAUUAAAUUUCCUGUGCCUGUUCCCCCACCCCACCCCGAGACAUCAGAAGUAAUGUCAUUGCAGCCAAUAUUGUUAUAGUAGCAUUAAAAGAUUAAAAACAAAAACAAA